Molecule: messenger RNA, 3258 nt
Organism: Somion occarium
Lineage: Eukaryota; Fungi; Basidiomycota; Agaricomycetes; Polyporales; Cerrenaceae
Source: the annotation of a GenBank genome assembly
GGGGCGCUUAUACUGCAUUUCAACUUUGACCCUCAUGCUGGAACUUAGCAUAAACGUCUGGGACAUUCAGGAAAAUCACUGAUCUAACAGGAUAGGAUGCUUUAAAUUUUACGAUAUCUGUCUAGGUGUCUGCGUUAUAUCCGGAUUCAAAAUAACGAGUGGGUGCGUAAUGGCCGUUAUGCGAAGGUCAAAGGUCGAUUGUACCUGCAGCUUAGGCCCAUCACGUUGCAGCAGAAGUUAUCACAUUGUUCAGGUCGUAGUACGCGUCACGCGUGUCGUGGUCACGUAUAUAGCAUGGGUCUCUUUAACACUUUGUUGUUUCGCAACUACUUUCCUGGCGACUGCCACAAAUCUAAUACUUGCUACCAACACUUCUAUUCUCUCGCGUUAGAGACAGAUUUCAGCGCCGACUCCGAUAUUAUAAUGGCCGACGCGACUCUCCCCCAAGAUGUCGAGAUGCAUGAUGAGGCACGCGACACCCUCGGGCCACUCCCUGAAAUCCACCGACGAUUUCGUGGCCGUGAAAUCACCUCCGCCCAGGAGCCAGACCGACCGCCAACAUUCGUUGUAGAGGAACAGGUUCAUGACCGCAGGGGACAGUCUUUGCCAACGAAGGUUCAAAGGACUCCAUCUAAGCCUUCCGUGGGAGCCAUCGAAACGGACGAUGGUAUCCGCGACCCAGAGUUCAAGGCGUUCAUCGAAACAGAAUUUAAGAAACAUGUCAUUCGCGACUACCCCAUUAUCGAUUUCAUUGAUCACGUGUGGAAUGUCCACCCCUCUCAGAUACCCGCUGGCGACUUUGAGCUCGCCCGGAUGCCACUGAAGCAAUAUCUCGCAGCCGGAAGAUAUUCGAAGGAAUCCAAGUUCAGGGAGCUGGGUGAGACAGGUGCCCCGCUUAUUGGGCUCGCUGAGAGGGCCGAGACUCGUGCAUGUGUGGCGUUCCAGGAGCUCUUUCAGGACAUGGCCAAAAUUGUUAUGGAGCGAUGGAGGGAAGAGGACCCUGUGGCCGCAGAUGAGAUAGAAGGGAGCCGCUUCCAAGGUACCCUUCGCUUCCUGCACGAGAAGAUUGUGAAAUGGAACUAUGCAAAUUUCAAGCCUGACUUCGGAUACGUAACCGAAGGCGGCGAGAAUACGGACGCAAUUGCCUGGGAUGCAUUUGGGCUGUUCGGGGAGUUGAAGACGGACGAUACAAUAGGCCAACAACUAGGGAACACUCGCGUGGACCAAUCAUUGUUAGACGUUCAGAAAGAGCAACCCUAUACUCCAUCCCCUCCUCGCAAAAGUCGCAAGCGGUCGAAACCUGAUACUCCAGUCGAAGAGGGACCAUCGUCAAAGCAGCGUCGAAGUAAUCAAUCUGACUCCGUGCCUACCAACAAGUCUAAACCAAACGAAUGCGUCUCUAAACCACCCGCGACGGCAAAGUUGACUCCGCAAGAGAGUGCAUUGCUCAGGUUCAACCAGGAUGAAGAUGAGGAUUGUUCUGAGUUCACCAACAACGAGAUACAAGCGGCAAAAUACCUGAAUGAGCUUCUCUCACAUGGAGCCCGUAACUACGCUACAGGAUUCCUGGUUGAGAACGAGAAGAUCAGUCUCUGGUAUGGCGACCGGUUUGGCAUCAUCAAGUCCCGACUUUUCAACUUCAUUGAGGAGCCUCACUACUUCCUGCUCAUGGUCACUGCUAUAAUCCGCGCAUCCGACGAGGACCUUGGAUUUUGCCCACUUAUCCGCAAUGUUCCUCGCAACCACCUAUCACAUAAGGGCGCCACUCUCAUGGUUCCCGCGGCUCGCGACGUCAACGACAAGUGUAUUGGUAAAGUGGAGUUCAAGACUGCUAUCACCGAGGCGAAGUCGAUUGUCACAGCCUAUGGUACCGUUGGACGUGGAACGACGGUUAUACCUAUCACCUCUAUUGGGAAAAAGAAUUGUAAGCGUUUUGGCAAGGGGCGACUCGUGGCGAAGGUAUCCUGGCAGCCAGUGGAACGAUACGAGGAAGGCCACAUCCGAGCAGUUCGCAAGGCGCUGAAGAAGAGCAAAGACAAAGCUGUGCGCGCUGCCCUGGCAUACAUCGUUGAUCUUAAAUGCUCUUCAACGCUUGCCAUCAAUGAUCCGAACGUCAAUCUCCCUCGAGCAUUCAUGACGCAACUCCCUGGAAUCCCAGAAGAUGAGAGGCGAAAUUUCCGCAUUCUCGUCCUGAAAGAGUACUUUCCACUUCAAUUUAUCGACACAUCAGAAGAAUUGAAGAAAGUGUUCCGUGAUGUCGUGAACGGUCAUUAUUGGGCCUGGACUGUCGCAGAAGUUCUGCAUAGGGAUAUCAGUAUCUCCAACGUCAUGUUUCAUCGAAAAGCGGGCCGCGCAAUUGGUGUCCUGUGCGAUUGGGAUCUUGCCGAAACGAAGAAGUACCUUGGUGAGGAGCCUGAGCUUACCGUUGACAUAGGAGAAUACGAGGCCGUCCGAGAUCUCUAUAAGACUAUGCCGCAGAGACGGGUCACCGACCACGAGCCCCGUACAAGCGGCCCUGACGUCUCAACACAGGUGCUGGCCUCUCCAGUUAAUCCGACCGAGCAGUCGGACACUGAACCAGCAGGCAAUGAAGACGAAGAUGAUGAAAGUGCUCGUCGUCGCAAAGCAAAGUAUCGAACUGGUACAGGACCUUUCAUGGCUAUGGAUUUAUUUGCUCCAGGCUCCGCUCCGACCCAUCUUUACCGGCAUGACUUAGAAUCAUUCUUCUGGGUUCUCGUCUGGUUCGUCGCAACACAUAACCCGUCUGCCCACACCCUCGGCCGUAUGAACCAGUGGCAAGGCUCCGACCUGCGCAGUGUCUACAGCGCCAAAGUAAACUUUCUGAAGAAAGUCAGCGUGGCCCGACGAGUGUUGAGUAAACGACACUUGCAGUAUGAUGCAAUGUGGAAGGAGACCCUCAACCCACUGAAGAAAAUAUUUCAUCGAGUGGAACACAAGGCGUCUGCUUUGGAGGUACUCCAGCCAGAUUACAUCGAUGCCUAUUUGGAAGGUGACAUAGCUGAAAUGCAAGACAUUGGAAAGGAAAUCGUUCGUGAAGCGAGGGAAAGAAACGCUCUUGUUUCGUAUGAAAUUUUCGUAUCUAACUUGUGAUCUUGUACUGUAUUUUUAUAUCUUUAUCUAUCGUAAUGUGGUACUAUACAUGAGUAAUAACUUGCAUAUCUUCGCAGUAAGUAGUGUAUAUUUGGCGCCUGACUGUGCGAAUUAGUUGAGUAUUCUUAAUUUAUCCAUUUCACCCCC